AUGGCACCUCACCAAUCCCACGCUGGGAGGCAACACCAGCUUGCAUCUCUCACAAGCCUUCUCGGCCAGUCCUCCCAGCCACUCCCACCUUCACUCCUACUACAAGACGCAUGCAGCCCAAACACCGCCGCACGACUCGUCUCGGACCUUCUCACCAACUUCGCCCAUUCCCCUUCCCAAUCCAAAACACCGCUACUAUGGUGUAGCGUCUCGCCUCUCACCUCGAUCAACCCUACAACACUCUUCCGCACCAUCCUCACUUCGCUCGAAUCACAAAUCUCCACCAUUCCAACCGACCAAACAGUAGCCAGCGGAUCCAAAGUCAAUCACCGCCGUCCUGAACCUUCGUUAGACUACUUUCUCUGGCGUAUUGGCACCCUUAUCGAUGCUCAGUCGAAGUGUAGAGUGGUGCUGGUGAUCAAGGAUGCGGAAAGGAUUCGAGAUUUGUGGCCUGAACAUGUCUGGACUGCUUUUUGUCGACUUCCCUCUCUUAUAGGGAAGGCGGGGAGGUUAAGUACAGUUUUCAUCUCCACUCUGGCUUGGUCUCAGUAUAGGACGCCGAGUGGAUUGACUGUAGCGCAUGCACCGAUCACUGUUCGCUUUCCGCGUCUCACUCGAACAGACAUUCUCUCGAUUCUCGCGCAGGAUUUUCCCUUACUCUGGCAAUCCUACGGCUCGUCUGUACAGUCGGCGCAAAUGCACGCCAAAACGUCUCCUGCACUGUGCAAACGUUCCACCCUUCUCAAACUGCGCAAGGCGAACUCAGGAGCGCAGGUCACCGAACAGACACUUCGAGGGCUGUACGAACAAUUCGUCGGCGUGUUUUACGACUCUGUGCGGUCCAACGUCCGCGACAUUGAAGAGUUGAGGACGAUGAGUGCUGCUGUUUGGCACAGCUUUGUCGUUCCCGUCCAAACAAGGGAAUGUAUGACGAACGACGUUCAAACGUUACUUCUCUCCUCCUCGCACCUGUUCAAAGACGUUAUCGUUCGACUGCAGACCCGAGAAAUGGGUCCAAGAGAAUGGACGCAAGAAUCACGCAUAAAAAGUAUUCAAGCUAGCUCUGCACGUCUUUCGGCCUCUUCAACACCCUCCAACCCAUCCCUCGAUCCAGCGUUGGAAAUGGAAGGAGUAGAAAUGAUAGACGAAGAACGCAAGCUGGACGAAGAAGAAUGGCUCGAACGCGAGACAGCUUCCCUUGAACGUAUGCGUUCAGCUUCCUCUCAAGCGACAAUCUCCCUUCUACCCUCUUUGGCGCUCAUUCCGACUUUCUUGGUCAUUGCGAGUUUCCUCGCGUCUUACAAUCCAAGCCGGUUAGAUGUAAGGUAUUUCUUGAGGGACGAUUCGCUGCUGAGUCUAAGUUCCGGAAGUGGGAAAGGAAAGUUACUGAAGGGCGGGAGGAAGUUAGGUCCUGGUAGAGGUCGAAAUGCUGCUAGUGGUCGAAGGGGUAGAUCAUCAAAAAGCGCGCCGAGGGCGACAAAUGAAGAUGGUCAAACCGAAAAUCUCAAUCGACAACAGCUUUUGGGACCUAAACCUUUUCCUAUCGACCGCCUUCUUUCCAUAUUUCAAGCGCUGAUCACAGAGGCUGCGCCAGAGAUGUCCAUGGUCUAUAGCUCUCUUAACCCGGACAACGAUCUUUCGUCCAGCAGUGGUGGUGGCGGAGAGAAGGAAAAAGAGAAUGACAGAUCAACUCUGUGGGAAUACAGAAGUAAAAGCUUGUCCGUGUAUUCGCAGAUCAACGGACUGGUGGCGAGGAGGAUGCUAGUGAGGACGAGUGCACAGGACAAGUUGGGUACAAGCAUCAACUUCAGGACGAAUGUCAGUUAUAGCGUCGUAGCAGUUCUGGCGAAACGGGUCAAGUUUGAAUUGGAUGAAUGGCUCUGGGAUUGGGGUGCUGGUGGAGUCAACAGCAUGUGA
Molecule: messenger RNA, 1917 nt
Organism: Ustilago hordei
Lineage: Eukaryota; Fungi; Basidiomycota; Ustilaginomycetes; Ustilaginales; Ustilaginaceae
Exons: 1
Coding region: 1-1917 (638 amino acids)
Biological process (GO): DNA replication; DNA replication initiation
Cellular component (GO): nucleus; nuclear origin of replication recognition complex
Molecular function (GO): DNA replication origin binding
Source: RefSeq, a predicted model, not a curated record